Juglans microcarpa x Juglans regia is the source of this 3120-nucleotide messenger RNA. Its product is annotated as BTB/POZ domain-containing protein NPY1-like. The record is from RefSeq and is a predicted model, not a curated record. Gene Ontology annotation, molecular function: protein binding. NCBI's taxonomy places the organism in Eukaryota, Viridiplantae, Streptophyta, Magnoliopsida, Fagales, Juglandaceae. The coding region runs from base 1028 to 2845 and encodes 605 amino acids. The transcript has 4 exons.
AAUUCUCGGCUUUAUUUUUGGUUGUGGUCCAAUCCAAUUUAUGGGAGUAAUGAGAACCGAAUUACCUACUUUCGUUGGGAAGGAAAUGGUAGACAUGAAAAUAGAGAAGGAAAGGAGGGGCAGAGGGGUGAGAAAAGUGAGGGUGGCGUGCUUUAACGGCACAGAAAAAAGCUUCCUUUUUUUAAGAGGGUGUGCUUCUCUGACAGACUGACUCUAUUCAGUCUCGGCCACUCUGUAAAACCCAGUCUUCCCCUCCAAACUACAGAACUACGCCCACGCAUAUAUACCACGCACGCACGCACGCACGCACAAACCCCGUUUGUGUUUCUUCUGUUUUCUCCUUUCUUUGCAUACUGCAGAACUCGGGGGCUACGAGAGACAACUGCGUCAGAGGGAGAGCCAUUGAGAUUUGCGCCAAAAAGAGAGAUGGGAAGAUCUUGAGCGGAUCACGAUGAUUUAAAGCAAAGGCGGCGAUAAUUUAUGAGCGAGAGAGAGAGAAGCGGAGAGAUCCCUCUCUAACGACAACAAUUUCUCUCUCGGUCUCAGCUUACAAGCACUCAUAUUUUUCUCUGACGCUUGGUUUCCUUUUUGCGUUUCUCUGAAGAACCAUCUCUGUAGGAUUUUUCGAGGUCUAGGAUAUUCAUUUCAUUCUAUCGUAUUCUCUCUCCUCGAGCGUCAUCAUCGUCAUCAUAGAGCCUCCGAAUCGAUGGCAACAGCUCCAAGAUCGAGGCGGUAGUAUAAGGUCGGAGACUGUCUCGGUCCGGUGUUCAGCUGCUUCAGCAUGGUCCAGUGGCAGCGUGUAAGUUUGUAGACAGAGGAGGAAGUCACUGAAGAACCGCCAUUUCUGGACUGGGUUUUUGUUUUUUGUUCCUGGGUUUGUCUCUGAAUCGGUCAUUUCAGAGAGACAAGUUGGAGGUGGCGUGUGGACAGCUCCACUGCAUAACAGGGGCGUGGUUUUGAGUGUUCUUGCCCAAAGAUUUGUUUGUGAUUUGUGGUACUUGUCGCGGAGUAUUUAGGGUCAACAAAAAUGAAGUUUAUGAAGUUGGGUUCAAAGCCUGAUGCAUUUCAAGCGGAAGGGAAAGCUGUCAGGUAUGUAUCGUCUGAAUUGGCAACGGAUGUCAUCAUAAAUGUGGGUGAGGUGAAGUUUUUCCUUCACAAGUUCCCUCUCUUGUCCAAGAGCAAUUGGCUGCAGAAACUAGUGUUGAAGGCUACUGAGGAGAAUGAUAACGAAAUUUGUAUGGUUGAUUUUCCUGGUGGGCCAAAAGCCUUUGAAAUUUGUGCAAAAUUCUGCUAUGGAAUGACUGUUACGCUCAAUCCAUACAAUGUUGUGGCUGCUCGUUGUGCAGCUGAGUACCUAGAGAUGACCGAGGAUAUUGAUCGAGGAAACCUAAUAUUUAAGAUUGAGGUAUUUCUCAACUCUAGUAUCUUCCGCAGCUGGAAAGAUUCCAUUAUUGUUCUCCAAACGGCCAAAUCUCUUCUGCCAUGGUCUGAGGAUCUGAAAAUUGUUGGAAGAUGCAUAGAUUCCAUUGCUUCUAAAACUUCUGUAGACCCUGCAAAUGUUACUUGGUCCUACACAUAUAAUCGGAAAUUAGCGGGGCCUGAUAGAAUUGUUGAGGAUAGAGUAAAGCUCCCAGUGAUAGUGGAAUCUGUUCCAAAGGAUUGGUGGGUUGAAGAUAUAUGUGAGCUGGACAUUGAUCUUUACAAGCGAGUAAUGAUUGCCGUAAAAUCCAAGGGAAGAAUGGAUGCUACUGUGAUUGGAGAGGCACUAAAAAUGUACGCAGUUAGAUGGUUGCCAGAUUCUGUUGAUGGUUUGGUUUCUGAUGCUCAUGCCCAGAGGAACAAAUCUUUGGUAGAAACAAUCAUUUGCUUAUUGCCAUCUGACAAAGGUGUGGGUUGUUCUUGUAGUUUCUUGCUGAAACUGUUGAAAGUUGCAAUUUUGGUUGGAGCAGAUGAGUCAUCAAGGGAAGAUUUGGUGAAUAGGAUCAGUCUGAAGUUGCAUGAAGCUUCUGUUAAAGAUCUAUUGAUCCCAGCUCGGUCUCCCCAAAUUACUAUAUACAAUGCUGAGUUGGUGCAGUGCAUUUUAAAUCGAUUCUUGAUGCAUGAGAAGUCCAACUGGGAUAUGGAUGUUGAGAAGAAUGAGAAGGAGACCGAGAACUUUGUCUUGAAACUUGGGUCCUUGUUGAAUGUUGGUAAAUUGAUUGAUGGAUAUCUAGCGGAAAUUGCACGUGAUCGAAAUCUCGCUCUCUCUAGUUUCAUUGACUUGGCACGGACGGUACCUGAAUUAGCUAGACCUACUCAUGACAGAUUGUACAAGGCCAUUGACAUCUACCUGAAGGAACAUCCGAGUUUGACAAAAGUUGAAAGGAAGAGGAUAUGUGGACUUAUGGUUGUCAAGAAACUGACUAUGGAUGCAUCCAUGCAUGCUGCUCAGAAUGAGCGCCUCCCACUUCGGGUUGUUGUCCAAGUUCUCUAUUUUGAGCAGGUUAGAGCAUCUGCUGUUUUUAGAUCCGUUAACAACAAUUCCCGGGAUGCUUCACUUUCCACGCAAAAUACAGACGAAGAAUGUGAGAAUACAGCUGAAAGCUGCAGAACCCUCGAGAAGCAGAUGAGUCAAAUGGACGGGAAACUUGCUAAGAAGAGCAGCAAAAACAGCAGAAGCAGCAUGCAGUUGCUGCCAUCCCGGUCAAGGAGAAUAUUCGAUAAACUGUGGGCUGUGGGUAAAGUGCAUGGAGAUAACAGGAGCCCUGAGACGUCUGUGAGUUCGCAGAGCCCAACUUCAAUGGUUCCUGUAGACACCAAAUCCUCAGGUUCAUCUUCAAGACACAGGAGGCAUUCAAUCUCGUAGAGGACUUUGAGUUUUGAGGAGGGUUCAUUCAGACUUCAGAAGGAGAGGGAGACUCGAACCGCUUUUCAAGUGUAAAAAAUGGUAGGUUUUGUUAUAGCUGCUGAAGGGUUUUAACUGUUUAGCUGCAGAGUGCAAAUUGUUAGUUUGAAAAGGGUUACUUCACCCAAAAGAAAAGAAAUGUAAUGUGAGCCUUUUGAGUGCCUUUUUAUUUCUAACAUCUGUUGGUUCCAAAUUGUUACUUUGUUUUAUCAUAUAAAAGUCCAUCGAUGUAGGCC